GGCGCCGCGCUAAAACCCCAUAUACCAAAAACCCUUCGUCUUGCUCCAAUUAGAUUUUUGAAUCCCUUCCCACAGCUACAGCUGUAGCUGCGUUCUUGAAAUCGUGCUUCCAUGAAAGUAAACCCAGAAAGAAGCAAUCAAUUCAAAACCAUGUCAGAAGAACACAAGAAGAAGAAGAAGCAGAAGCAGCAACAGCCGGAGAACGAUGAUACGGAACCCGUAGCAGCUCUCAGCGAUGCUUCCGACAUAUGUGGCCAACUCAUGGACCGCUACGCCAAGUCCUCCGCCGCACAGCACCGCCAUCUUCUCGCCUCCGCCGUCGCCAUGCGCUCCAUUCUCCAGGCGGAGUCCCUCCCCCUUACCCCCGCCGCCUACUUCGCCGCCGCUAUCUCCGCCAUUGAUAAUGCCUCCGCUUCUGAAUCCCUGGACCCUACUGCGGUGUCUGCUUUGUUGUCAUUUUUAGCCAUCACGCUCCCCCUGGUGCCGCCGGGGGGAAUUUCUGCUCCAAAUGCGAGCGAGGCGGUGGGCGUACUGGUGGUGCUGCUGGGGAAGAAGAGUUUGGCUGUGUCCAGCGUGAGGGCUGCGGUGAAGUGCUUGGGGGUUUUGUUAGGAUUUUGUAAUUUGGAUGAUUGGGGCUCGGUUCAGUUGGGAUUUGAAAUUCUGCUGAAGUUCUCGGUUGAUCGGCGUCCCAAGGUUCGACGUUGUGCCCAAGAUUCGCUUAUUACGGUUUUGAACUCUUUGAAGCAUUCUGCUACUAAGAAAGAGGCCAGCAAGUUGGUUUUUUUGCUGCUGAAAAGCUGCAUGCCAUUGGCAAUUAAAUUAAGUACCAGCGCCCUUGUUGAUGGGCGUGAGGAAGAUAAUCAGUCAAAUGGUCAACAUCUUGAUGUCCUGCACAUACUGAAUGUUAUCAUACUUGCUAUUCCAUUACUAUCAAACAAAAUUCGUUUGAAAAUACUUAAAGAAUUGAUUAAACUUGUAAAUCCACAGUUCUCUGUAGUUACAGGGCACAGUUUCAAAGCUAUCGAACUUAUUCUUAAUUCUUCAAAAGCUGAAGUUAUUGCUUUGGAAGUUGAAAACAUUAUUGUUUCAGUCGGCUCGUACCUUUCUUUGGGAGAUAAGAACCCCUUAGACACAGUGCUUUCUGCUAUCACGUUGUUGAAAUGUGCCAUGGAUGCAGGAGGUUCAAGUGGAGGGAUCAGAAAUCUUCCUGUAGUGUGUGGUUAUUUGGCAGGUCUUUUGACUUCUGAUGUGAGUAAGAGUUUACAUGCUUCUGGUGUACUUAAAGAGUUAAUACAGGAUCAUGUGGAUCGUGAAUGCUUGAUUGGUAAACAUCCAUGUCUAGAGGACAACCAGGAGAGCAUCGAAGUUCAAGCCAUAAAAUCGACGUGUGCCAUUUUUGAGGAGGUCCUUAAUAGUUAUGAUGGAGAUCUUGGAGAACAUAUUUUGGAUGUCAUAUCUGCUUUGUUUCUCAAACUAGGAACCACUUCUUUCAUCUUUAUGAAACAUAUUUUGCUCAAACUUGCUGAUUUGAUGAAUAUCGCAGGGAAUAUAUCUAAUAUUGAUAAUAUUCAGAAAUGUAUUGGAUCUGCUGUAACUGCUAUGGGACCCGAGAAGAUACUAACUCUUGUUCCCAUAUCAAUUGAUGCUGGCGACUUAACCGUUCGGAACAUGUGGUUGGUACCAAUUCUACAAAGUCAUGUUAUUGGAGCAUCACUUGGGUACUAUCUGGAACAUAUUGUGCCACUUGCAAAAUCAUUUCAGCAGGAGAGUUGUAAAGUUAAGAAGACUACAACGCGUAAAAAUCUACAGACUUGUGCCUGUAAUUUAUGGAGAUUACUACCUGCUUUUUGUCGCCAUCCGAGUGAUAUGCACCAAAGUAUUGGAAUUCUUACUGAAUUCUUAAUUACACUUCUUAAAGAAGACUCCUUUAUGCAUGAAGAUAUUGCUGUUGCCAUACAGGUCCUCGUGAAUCAGAACACUGUUGUACCAAAUUUCAGUGAUGUAUCUGUUAAUUCAAAGAAAACGGCAAGUAAGAACAUGAAGGCAUUGGCAUCAUCUUCGGCUGAGUUGCUUCAAGCUCUAGCUGAGUUAUUUGUUGAUUCUGUACCAACAAAGCGCUCACAUUUGAAGGAUGCCAUUGUAUGCUUGGGUUCCAUCACGGACUCCAGGAUGACCAAAAAAGUUUUUAUGUCACUGCUUGAGAGGUUUCAGUUUCUAAAUACCAAGGGUGAAUUUGAGGAGCCAGGAGGCAAUGCUGAUGAACUAGCUCAGAAUGCUGAAGGAAGUUUUGGGACUAGAAAGGUUGAUCUUCAAAGAUGUGUAAUGUUGGAGCUAGCUUCAGCUAUCAUUAAAGGAGCUGACGAGGAUCUAAUUGAUCUGAUCUAUAAAUUUGUUAAGCUUUCUUUUCAGGCAUCCUAUGAGUUGGGCCGUCAUGAAGCAUAUCAAACUCUCAGCAGAAUUCUGGAGGAACAUGCUUGGUUUGCUUCUUCUAGAUUUUCUGAGCUGGCAGAUAUUUUAAUUGAUCUGCAAUCUCCUGUUGAUACUUCAUCUCAAAGAAGUCGGUUUGCUUGUUUCCACAUUCUUCUGGUUCAUUCAUUAAAGAUUAGCUCGGAAGAGGAGAAUAACAGGGCUUUUCUUAUGCUCAACGAGAUCAUAGUCGCAUUAAAAAGUGCAGAGGAAGGCAGCAGAAAAGAAGCUUAUGAUGUACUUCAUUGUAUCAGUUGCAGCCUAAAAGAUUUGUCACAUACAAAUUCAGAUGCACAUGAAAAAUUUGUGACCAUGAUGUUGGGCUAUCUGUCUGGUGCAUCUCCUCACGUAAAGAGUGGAGCAAUUUCUGCACUCUCAGUGCUGGUCUAUGAGGAUGCAGAUAUAUGCAUUUCAAUCCCCGAUCUUGUGCCCUCCCUCUUAUCUUUGCUACGAGGAAAGGCUAUAGAAGUAAUAAAAGCAGUGCUAGGUUUUGUGAAAGUUUUAGUGUCUUCCUCGCAAGCUAAACAUCUUCAGAGCAUCAUUUGUGAUAUUCUUGUAGCGGUUCUACCUUGGUCGUCUGUCUCAAGGCAUCAUUUUAGAUCGAAGGUCACAAUAAUUCUGGAGAUUCUCAUACGAAAAUGUGGUUAUGCUGCAACUGAGGGUGUUACUCCUGAAAAAUACAAGUGUUUCAUCAGGACCCUUUGGGAGAAACGCCAUAGCAAGACCAGUUCCAAGGAUGCUGGUGAUGAUGACACAGAUGCUACAGUUGCAGAUUCAUCUUCUAAUAGGGCAAGGGGUAAGCAACACGAUGGGGUGGAUUCUGUACCCAAGAGUAAUGUAUCAGGUCAUCACAGGAAAAGGAAGAGGGAAAAGUUUUCUGCUUCCUUUGGGAGAAAAACUGAUGAUCAUACAUUCACUGAUGAUGGUGGUAGAUCCAAGAUGAGAAAAAGAGCUACUUUCUCUAGAAAUGAGAAGAUUUCGACCAUGGAUGGUUUAGGUGAUGGUCGUAAAGCAAAUUUUACCAGGCAUGGUGCUCCUAGAAAAGGUGGAAAUAUGGGGAUCGGACGUGGAAACAAGCAACAGAAAGAAAGAUUUGGAGUUAACAAGACUGCUGGAGCUUCAAGAUUCAAUCACAAGAAAUCUAGUAGUAAAUGACUGGGGAUCAAUUCGUUAGGUUUCUCGAAGAGGAGCAACUAUUCUUGCAAGCUAUAAGACCCGCGUCAGGCACCCUGCAUCGCAUUGCUUUUGAAGUCGCCUGGACGUUUCUCUGUUUCCAGGAAGUUUUAAUCUGGAACACAAAGGAAAUGACAUAGGAGCAAAGCGGGUCUUCCUCUAGAAUUGCAUGCAAGGGGGGAACUACAAGGCCAACCUUCAAAUGUCUUUGAUGAUGGUGGUGGUAAGUUGUGCAGCACACCAUGACAGAUUCCUGAGGUUACCUUCUUUUUUCUUUCUAAAUAUUACAUCACAAUCGAGGGGUGCGGAUUCAAACUUCGACCCGAAAUGAAGAAGUAUGUUGAGUUAAGAUUAGGUUGACAAAUUGUAAUUUCUUAUUUAUCUGAGGCAUUAUUAAUUUAGAAUCUCAAUUUGGGUUACAUUUGUACUAUACUAUUUUCAAUAGUACUUGAUAUUUAAAAUGUAAAAUUGAUUGGUUUGUCAGUAUAGAAAGUUUUCAAUGUGUUUCUCU
Molecule: messenger RNA, 4150 nt
Organism: Momordica charantia (bitter melon)
Lineage: Eukaryota; Viridiplantae; Streptophyta; Magnoliopsida; Cucurbitales; Cucurbitaceae
Product: ARM repeat superfamily protein
Source: RefSeq, a predicted model, not a curated record